AUGGCUACUCACCCGUAUCCUUCCUCUUCCCAAUUCUCUGUCGGCAUGGCUCCCAACCAAGGACCUUCACGCAACGGCUACCGCCUGCCCCAAGCUGCCCAAGGCCAGAUGCCGGCGACGCAGUACGCAUACCCCACUCCCCACCAGCCAAACAUGUACCUCCAGCCAGACGUCAACCAGUACGGCCUCGUCACCCCUCCCACCAACACCCCUGCCCAGUUCGGCUCCCCUCUCAUCGCCAACGGUGGCUACGCACCUCUUCCAGGCGGUACGCCUUCCAGCCAGUGGUCAAUCAACGCACUCGCUCUUUCAUCCGUCGGAGCUACCGAUUCCUCACUGGCUUACGGCUAUGCGCCUUCCCCACUCAUGGGCCAGGACCCAUCCUGCGCUGCACCUGGUGAGGUCUUUACUGGCGGCAUGCACCACCACCACAACCACCACCACGGCGCCGUCGAGGGUCUCGGAUUCCCGCACAGCGCCAUGGCACACGCUCACCACGCCCCGCCUUCCAUGUACCGCGGCGGGCCCGGCAUGGGCAUGAAGUCUCACCACGGCCACCUGAUCCUCGGCGCCGACGGUCAGCCAACUACCGAGAUUAAGAAGCGUUCGCGCACCGCGCAGGCCUGUGAGCGCUGUCGCAUCCGCAAGGCGAGGUGCUUCGGAGGAAACCCUUGCAACCGCUGCACCAAGCGCAGGUUCGUGUGCGAGUUCUCCACUGCUGUCCGCCAGCGUGGACCAAACAAGCCCCAAGCUGGAACCUCUACUGCCGGUUCCAACUCGAAUGACCCAGGUUCCGUCUCGUCGUCGGCCUCUGGCCAUGCAACCAAGAGCCCUGCGUCCCCACCCAAGGCGAUCCGCCGCCACAGCCUGCCUGAAGGGUCGAACCCUGCAGCCUACUCCGCAAAGACGUACUCGGCCAACGACGUGACGAACCUGGCAGCCGUUGAGGAGGGUGUUGCAUACUCGCUGCCGUCGUCGACUGUGAUCCCUCACCUGCCAACCCCUACAGGCGGCGAGUAUCUUGCGGUGCCCCAGGCAAACGGUUUGCGCUCAGGCGACUCGUCCGUGUACUCGGCCCAGUACCGCUCGCCACUGUUUGCGGCGCACCGCUCCGACUCGCUGGACAGCGCGUCGGCUCCUACGACUGGCUCGUCGGCCGACUACCCUUACACCCCGAUCUCGCCAGCCACGGCCUUUUCACCCACCCUCGGCAUGACCCCCACCGUCGGUGGCAUGUAUCCCAACACGGUCCCCGCGCCUGCAGGUGCCGACGAGCAGUCGUACUACGCGGCCUAA
This is a messenger RNA of Apiotrichum porosum, 1296 nucleotides long. RefSeq lists its product as uncharacterized. The coding region runs from base 1 to 1296 and encodes 431 amino acids. Gene Ontology annotation, molecular function: zinc ion binding; DNA-binding transcription factor activity, RNA polymerase II-specific; sequence-specific DNA binding. Gene Ontology annotation, cellular component: nucleus. NCBI's taxonomy places the organism in Eukaryota, Fungi, Basidiomycota, Tremellomycetes, Trichosporonales, Trichosporonaceae. The transcript is spliced from 2 exons. Gene Ontology annotation, biological process: positive regulation of transcription by RNA polymerase II. The record is from RefSeq and is a predicted model, not a curated record.